Hirundo rustica (Barn swallow) is the source of this 1854-nucleotide messenger RNA. RefSeq names its product homeobox B3 (gene HOXB3). The transcript has 6 exons. Gene Ontology annotation, biological process: regulation of transcription by RNA polymerase II. Lineage: Eukaryota; Metazoa; Chordata; Aves; Passeriformes; Hirundinidae. The coding region runs from base 682 to 1854 and encodes 390 amino acids. Gene Ontology annotation, cellular component: nucleus. The record is from RefSeq and is a predicted model, not a curated record. Gene Ontology annotation, molecular function: RNA polymerase II cis-regulatory region sequence-specific DNA binding; DNA-binding transcription factor activity, RNA polymerase II-specific.
GGUAUUUUUUAGAUUUUCUAAUUUUUUUUUUUUUUUUUAAAUCCCACUCUCCCCCCCCCCCCCUCACUUCACCCAUUUUUUUUUGGGGGGGGGGUCUCAGUAAUAAUGGAAGGGCAGAGGGGAUUCUGCGCCGGGAGUGGUUUUUGCAGAGGGGGAAGUUGCUCCCUUUUCCGGGCAAGUGACAGAAACACGCGAGAAGCCCUCAGGAGCCAGAGAGGCGAUGGACGGCUCUCAGGUUGGGACAAUAUUUCUCAGCCAACAGAUAAGCGAAGGCUUAUCUCUCCUUCCCCAAAAUUCACACCCAUGCCACAGAAAUGGACGUCAAAAGGGGAGAAAAGCCAAAAUCCAGCAGGCCUCCCCCCUUCCCCCAGAGCUCUCUCAGUGUGGAAGAAACCACCCCGAGCCAUGAGGGCGCUGGAAAGAGGAUUUGGGAGCGAACCAGUGACGAAUCCUCACGGCCCCGAGCCCGCCUUUCCUCCUCCUCCUUGGGAGUCCUGGAGUCUUCGCAGUUCUUCUCCUGUCCCAAACUCGGCCGCGGCCUCGGCUUGGCUGGAGCAGCGCUCGGGGAAGCGGUCAGCUCCCACCAGCCAGCUGGAGCGGGGCCGUCACGUGGCCUCGGGGUGCCAAUGUUCUGCCAGAGGGGUGUCAAGACCCUGGUAGCCCGGAAAACCCUCGCGGAAGAUGCAGAAGGCCUCGUACUACGACAGCUCCACGCUCUUCGGGGGUUACUCCUACGGCAGCGCCGCCGCCGCCAAUGGCUUCGGCUACGAGGGCGCCCAGCAGCCCUUCCAGGCCUCGUCCCACCUGGAGAACGACUUCCAGAGGUCCGCCUGCUCCCUGCAGUCCCUCGGCAGCGCCGCCGCCCAGCACGGCAAAAAUAAAGAGCUCAACGGCAGCUGCAUGCGGCCCGGUUUGGCCCCGGAGCCGCCGGGCUCGCCCAACGCCGGCAGCAGCGCCAACGGCGCCGCGGGCGGCGGCAACGGCCAGGCCGGCGGCGGAGGGAAGGGAGCCCCCGGAAAAGCCAAUCCCGGCGCCGGCAUCUCCAAGCAGAUCUUCCCCUGGAUGAAGGAGUCGAGGCAGAAUUCCAAGCAGAAGAACGGCUCGCCCAGCGCAGAAACCUGCAGCAGCGGCGAGAAAAGCCCCCCGGGCUCCUCGGCCUCCAAGAGGGCGCGCACGGCCUACACCAGCGCUCAGCUGGUGGAGCUGGAGAAGGAGUUCCACUUCAACCGCUACCUGUGCCGGCCGCGGCGCGUGGAGAUGGCCAACCUGCUGAACCUCAGCGAGCGCCAGAUCAAGAUCUGGUUCCAGAACAGGAGGAUGAAGUACAAAAAGGAUCAGAAAUCCAAAGGCCUGGGCUCUUCCUCCGGAGGGCCUUCCCCGGCGGGCAGCCCCCCGCAGCCCAUGCAGGCCUCGGCGGGCUUCCUCAACGCCCUGCACCCCUUGAGCGGCGCCUACGAGGCGCCGUCGCCGCCUUCCUUCAGCAAACCCCACCAAAACGCCUACGCCGCCGCCGGCUACCAAGCGCCCCUCAAGGCUUGCCCCGGCCAGCAGAAAUACGCCGGCGGCGGCGAGUACGAGCCGCACGUCCUGCAGGCCGACGGCGCGGCCUACGGGACCCCCGGCAUGCGGGGCAGCCCCGCGUACGGCGGGGGGAACUUCGUGGAUUCUCUGCCCGCCCCGGGCCCGUCCCUCUACGGCCUCAACCACCUGCCGCAGCACCAGGACUACGGCGGCGCGGCGCCCGGGCAGCCCCACGGACCGUGCGAGGGCCACGCCGCCUACGCGGAGCUCUCGUCGCACCACGCCGCUUCUCAGGGCAGAAUCCAAGAGGCGCCCAAGCUCACCCACCUGUGA